AUGAGCAAGCAUACUAGUAGCAUAGUGCACUCACCCGUAAUUUCUACCGAAGAAUUCAGCGAUGUAGACCCUAUGCAAGCCGAGCUGAAAGACCGAACAAUGCAGCUAGACUUAGACUCCACUAUAUCAAUACCAGACCGAGCACAGGCCUUACAGUUUUGCAAGAAUAAUCCCUUUCAAGGAGGAAACGAGAGUAGCCUGACAGCCUCACAACUACCUCAAGACCGCAUGCGUGCGGACGCUUCUGGCAUUAUGGAGGAUCUCAUUCAGCAAUUAGGAGCGUUGCAAACUGAGUUGCAUACUCGCACUUACAGCCUCGGAACCACGCCGCCGGGAGAGCCAGCAAGCGAUGCAGGAACCAGGCUAUUGUCCACUAGAGUGGCCAGUGAAGAAUCUCUGCAUUCCUCUCAGGCACUAAGGAGUUUGGACGAAGGAAGUGGCAAUAAUAGAUCGGGAACAAUGGCUACUAAUCCUACGCAUCCAGGAUCCAGCCAUCGCUCAGAGUUAUCUACACAGUAUCCUACCACUCGUAGUUCGCCAAGUCAAUCAGUCUUAAUAGCCAAAGAUAGAAUGCUUUGCCAGCCUAGAAGACCGACGCCUAGGCCUCACUACUCUCUAAUUCCUCCAGUAAGUUCCGAAAGUACGGCUGCUUGGGUGCAUACACCCAGUGAAUCGCGAGAAACAGGGCAGGAACCGGGUUCUUUGGAUCGAAUAGAUAACAAUAACAGAGAACGGUUUAAUCGUUUAUUGGUUAGACCCAGGCCGAUUCCCUUCGAGGAAAUAAGAUUAGCAGAGCGAACACAGAGACAGGCCAGUAGUGGAGAACCGGAUAGACUAAGUUCACCAUCCUCCAUUAGGGAGGAAGAGCAGUCAAUCCCAGCGAAUCAGGUUUCAGAUCAAGUAGACCCGAUAAUGCUAGUAAGAAGUGCAGCCACUAGAACUCUACAAGUGCCGACAGCACAGUCUACGCCUAGACCACUACCAACCUUAUCUGAGAAUAGGUUGGGAAGGAGAAACAUCCCCACACGCGAGAUGCCACCGCACUCUAACUUCAUAACUGAUCGAACGGCUCUGGGAGACCCCCGAAUUCCGGCGGCAAGAAUCUACUCAGAAGCCGGCAGUGACGACGAGAGUGCCGAACCAAGAUACGGUCAACGCCAAAGAAAUUCAGGUGUGUUGGAACAAUCGCGUAGAACACCGCCAGUAGAUUCAACCGGAAAUGAAAUGCCUAAUGUAAGUCGACGAGCCAACUUCAUGGCGCCAUUGCAACCGCAUUUAGCCACCCGGCCAGCCCCGGCAAACAUUCCUAUCAACCGGGACAAACUACCGGCUCACAUCAGAAGCCGUAUGGCUACUUCUCAAAGAUUUACCGAGUUAUUCCAAGAUUUUCAGCCUAGAGACCAGUUAAGAGAUCGAUUAGUACCCAUACCCAAAGGAGGAGGUGGGAACGAUCCAACCGGGAAUAGCGAUUCCGGCCCCAGCUCUAGUCAGAGUCGAAGAUCCUUUCCAAAUAGAGGAAAUGGGCAAGGACCACCGGGAGGACCAGGAGAUAAUCCUGAUAAUGACCCGGUUGCUAACGCGGCAAGGGCUAGACCGUUUCGGCCAGCGCCCGUUCACUUCGACACAAAACUGAAACCCAAAAUAAUACCAGAAUGGAACGGUGAAACUAAAGGACUAUCACGAUGGAUCAUAUCCAUCAACAAUAUAGCAGAAUAUAGUAAUUACACGCGCAUUCAAUUAGGGCAGCAAGUACCUUUAAGGUUUACUGGAAGGGCACUUAGGUGGUUCAACGCUUUAGAUAAGGCCUAUCGCCAACAAAUUACCGCUGAUUGGCCUAGCCUGAGGCGAGCUAUCACAAUUCAUUUCAUGAAUCGCACAUUCAUGGAAAGAAAUAAAGCCGAAGCCCUAUAUGCUAAGUUUAGAGAUAGAAACCAUCCUCACGAGUUACCUGAAGAUUAUGUCAUCAGGAAGAUGGAAGCGCUUACUAUCUUAAGCGACUGGACGGACUCAGAACUUAUCACUGAAAUCAUGAACAGUGCUCCGGAACACUGGGCAUUAUACAUUGACACUUCAGUAGUCACUACUUGGGACGAUUUCCUAGAUAAGAUAUCAUGGCACAAAGAAAAGCUGUUGAACCACGAAGGAUCUAAUACUACGGAUAUACAACGGCAAUUAAAUGAAAUGAAAGCAAUGCUUAAGAAGCUAGAUAACCCUAGGCAAAGUCGAAACCAGGUACGAGCACAGCAGACUGCUUCCAAGCCAAUCGGUUGGUACAAAAGUAGUCAAUCACCACCAUAUCCAAAGGACAAUACGACGGUGUCCAAAGGAAAAACUCCUAAAGAUAAGAAAGCCCGUCCCUGCCGACACUGCGGAAGCCUGAUGCAUUGGGACCGCAAUUGUAAGUACGCCAGGCAAAACUCCAGAAAUGUCAGGGCGCAGAUGGCGGAAGCCAGCGACGAGGAGCGAGCGGCGCAAGAAGCUUACGACGACUUGUGUGAUGACGCAUAUAUGGAAGAAUCCGAUUCAGAAGACGAAGAAUUGGAGCAGGAUUUUUGUGAACCCCUCCAGCCGUUGGCAGCGUCUAUGAACGCUUGCGCUUCUGAAGCGUCAGGAAGCAAUGAAUUAGGCUCGGAGGGGGAAUCAAUCAACGGAAACGAGGAAAAAGUGUUUUCUGGAUACGUGCUAUCUAAGUUGCCGACUAGAAGAAGUUGGGGUAAGAAAUUGAAACUAGCUACUAACACAUUUUCCAGUAUGGCAGGAAAUGAAAUCACUUUAAAAAGAAUGAUGUCAAGACCACCCGGCACGGCUUUCUUCGGAUCAAAAGCUACGAUUAUCAAAGGGUGGAUUCAGAAUGCAUACGGACCCAAGAAACAAAUCACUUUCGAUUCCAGGUCGGAGAUCACACUUAUCAACAAAACCUUGCUUAAGAGCCUAGACCCACCGCCUAAAGUACAAAUAGGCCAGAAACUUAGACUAAUUCAAGUAACUAGCAAUAGUAGUUUGUCUCAAUAUGUAACAGUGCCGCUGGUAUUUGAAACAGACAAAGGGCCUGUUUGCAUGAUGGUAGAAGCUUAUGUAGUACCAAAUAUGAACACUCCGUUUAUUUUAGGAACCGACUUUGCAUCCCAAUACCAAUUAUCUUUAGUUAGAAACGACGACGGCACCAGCAUAAUUUUUGGGGACACGGGUAGGUCCAUUCGAGUCAAAGAAUCUAACAGCACGCCCAGAGUGGAUAAGGAAGGAAAUACCUUUCUUGUAGAAGUAGCGCAAGGAUUUACGCAAAACGGGUUUAGAAGGGCACGCACAAGAAAGGAAUAUAAGAAGCGACUUAAGGAACGAAAGAUAUCGAACUUCUCAGACAAGCCGGUAAAACUACAGGCGGGGGAAGUCAUAGGAUAUAUGCGCGACCCCAGGGAAUGCUUAGCACGCGAAUCCAAACUGAGCAAUCAGGAGAAAGCCGAUAUAGUCAAAUACGCCAAACUAGUACAGGUAAUUGCUAAAAGAAAAUCCGAAGAAAAACCUACCCAUGAGAUCGAAGAGUUAACUCGGCCCCCAGAAGGAGGACCAAAGACAGCCGAGGUUCCAGACCUAGAACGAAUUCCAUCAGAGCAACUGCUAGAGGAAGUACAGUUCUUGGAGCAUCUAACUAGGGAACAACGGUUAAAAUUAGAGGCUAUAGUAAGAAAGAACGAGUUGGCAUUUGGAUUAAAUGGAAGAUUGGGAAAUUAUGACGCACAAGUGGAAAUCAAGUUAAGGCCAGGAACUAAGGAAAUAUCUUUAGCACCGUAUUCAGCGUCCCCAGCUAAGCGUGAAGUUAUUGAUAAGCAAAUCAAGGAAUGGUUACGAUUGGAAGUGAUAGAACCUUCUAAAAGCGCACUAUUGAAGGCUCAACGCCGAGCCCAAUGGCUAUCCACACUAGACGCCCUUGCAGGAUUCACGCAGUUAAGCAUCAAAGAGGAAGACCAGGACAAAACGGCGUUUAGAUGCCAUCAAGGAUUGUUUAAUUUCAAACGACUACCAUUUGGGUACAGGAACGGUCCGCCAGCAUUUCAACGAGAAAUGAACGCUAUACUAGCUCCCUUCCUAUGGAUAUUUGCGCUGGAUGGCCAUACCGGCAUCCAAGCAAAAGGACGACGUGACCGGGGGGAUGAGUGGGACGCUAGCGACUUUGAAGAAACGAUAGUGCACGUCAAACGAGUAAUAGCUUACUGGUCAAGGAUACUGAGAGAAGCGGAACGAAACUACUCGCCAACCGAGAGAGAAGCGUUAGCACUAAAAGAAGCUUUAGUAAAAUUUCAAGUAUACCUAGAAGGGUCGGAAUUCAUAGCAAUAACGGAUCACGCCGCCCUUACUUGGAGUAAAACUUACAACAAUGUGAAUCAACGACUAAUGACAUGGGGAUUGGUGUUUUUGGCUUAUCCGGGUAUGCAGAUAGUACACCGAGCAGGAAGAGUACAUGAUAACGCAGAUCCAGUCUCGCGGCUCCAAAGAAGAAUACCUUAUCAAACAGGCCCAUUAGCAGACAUUUCAACGCCACUGAAGCUAAACACCGAGGACGACCCAUUAAAGAAUUUGUAUAAGGAGAUUGGAGAUAAAUUCGAGCAGGAAGUAUUGGAAGUAGUCAGCGCAUACACUAAGGCUUGUGACAAGAAAAAAAGCAGACCAAGGGAAAACAUCUGGGUUGCAACGGUUGCAGGCCAGAUUCCUUGUCAAAUAAUUAAAUCUUAUUCAGUACAAAUAGCCAUAAGUCAGACAGAAGUCAAGAAGUUUCUUCAAGCUUAUCUAAGCGACAAUCAUUUUGCAAAAGUAUUGGAGGAGAUCCGAACAAAACUCAACGAACCAAACCCACCGUAUACACAGUACAAGCUGGGAGAGAACGGAUUGCUGUACUUUGUAGACAAUAAGGAAAGACAUCAACUAUGCGUACCUAAGGGAUUACAGAUAGAAAUUAUCAAAGAAAAUCAUGAUAAUCUGAAUCAAGGAGCACAUGCAGGAUUGGCUAAGACGUAUCAGCAAAUCGCAUCAGUCUACUACUGGCCUAAAAUGGUAGAAGGAGUUUGGCAGUACGUUUUUUCCUGCGACAUUUGCCAAAAGGCUGGACAUCGCCAACAUGGUCCGAGAGGGUACUUGCAACCUAUACCCAUACCGCAACAGCCGUUCGAAGUAGUAUCCAUGGAUUUUGUCAUGGACUUACCACCCAGCGGCAAAUGUAACGCCAUCCUAGUGGUAAUAGACAAACUAACUAAAUAUGCACACUUCCUACCGUGUACUACACAGAUAAAUGAAAUUGAAACAGCUAGAUUAUUUCAUGACAAUAUAUGGUGUCAGUACGGAUUACCACAACAGAUCAUAACGGAUAGAGAUGCUAGAUGGACCAGCGCUUUCUGGGAACAUCUAGUUAGUUUACUAGGCAUCAAACGCGCUCUUACCACGGCGUAUCACCCGCAAGCGGACGGACAAACGGAAAUUAUGAACCAAACUAUGGAAACUGCCAUUAGAGCAUUCACUAACCCCAUGAAGAACAAUUGGAAGUAUUUACUCCCAGGACUAGCCCACUCUUACAACACUAGUAUGCAUACAGCAACCCAGCAGACUCCUGCAUUCUUACUCAGAGGGUUUCAGCCGCUAGCCACGGCCGAUUUGCUCGCACUAACGGCCGACCAUGUUCAAAGGCCGUCUAAGGAAAGCGAGUCAGCAGAAGAAUUCAAGGAGUCUAUGGAUAUGGUACGCGAUCUAGCAAAAGACGCUCUCAAGGUUGCUCAGAGUCUACAGCAAAAAUACUAUAAUAUGAAUAGAACACAUAAUAUCUAUAAACCAGGCGAUCUGGUGCUAAUUAACCCCCAUUCACUAAGGCUGCUAAAAAGAGGCAAGGGUAAAGGCGAUAAACUAAACAUGAGAUACGAGGGACCAUUUGAAGUUCUAGAACAAGUGUCUCCCGUCUCUUACCAAUUGCGACUACUGGGUAGCUACAGAAUUCAUCCCGUAAUCAAUAUUGCCCACCUAGAAAACUACAAGCCAUCACCAGCAAAGUUCGGGAAGCGACCUACUAAACACAUUCCCCGGCAAGACUUUGAACAAAUGCCGGAGUACAAAGUAGAAAAGAUAGUGAGCGAGCGAAUGAUUACUCGAGGAAAGAAGCGUAUAAGGCAAUACAAAAUCCAAUGGCUGGGAUACGGACCAGAAGAGGACAGGUGGAAAUCGGAAAAGGAGCUAAAGAACGCACCAGACAUAAUAAGAAACUGGCACAAAGCUAAAAAUGAAACAAAUUAA
Molecule: messenger RNA, 6270 nt
Organism: Rhizoctonia solani
Lineage: Eukaryota; Fungi; Basidiomycota; Agaricomycetes; Cantharellales; Ceratobasidiaceae
Product: Retrovirus-related Pol polyprotein from transposon
Exons: 5
Coding region: 1-6270 (2089 amino acids)
Biological process (GO): DNA integration
Molecular function (GO): nucleic acid binding
Source: RefSeq, a predicted model, not a curated record